Messenger RNA from Linum tenue, 2866 nucleotides. Lineage: Eukaryota; Viridiplantae; Streptophyta; Magnoliopsida; Malpighiales; Linaceae. The record is from the annotation of a GenBank genome assembly.
GCCAAAUCGGUGUUGUGGCCAGAAGCUGCUAAAAUGGCGGUGGCCCCCGUCUUGACUCUGAACCAACCACGUGGGAAAAAUAAGUCAAGUUCAAAGUCUCCCUUUUUUUUUUUUUUUCUUUUCGAACCGGAGUCUACGACUUCUGCAGCUCUAAUCCGAGGGAGAUUAUUGCAACGAAUCUGGACACACUCUUACAAGGGCAGGAACUGAAAGAUGGGUAUCACUUGGAUUCAGCGUUCGGAACUUUCAGGCUGGGCUUCUUCACCGGUCCAGAUUCCCACCGCUACCUCGGAAUCUGGUACAACAUUCCCAACUCUCAGCAGUACCGCCUCCGCGGCUUCCCUCCCAACUUUGACUCCUCCCCCAACGGAGACGAGGGGCCAGCACCCGUCUGGGUCGGAAACGUGAACGUCCCAAUCAUUAGUAGAACAGGGGUUCUCACUGUAGCAAGUGACGGGAACUUGAAGAUCGGAAAUGGAAGAGGUGAGGAGAUUGUUUCCCUGGCCGCCGCCACCGGAAUUUCAGGAAAGACGAGCGCUGUGUUGCUUGAUUCCGGCAAUUUUGUGCUUCGGGAGCUGAAUCGAGAUGGGUCGGUGAAGCGGGAACUGUGGCAGAGCUUCGAUUACCCAACGGAUACCCUUCUGCCAGGGAUGAAAUUGGGCGCCAAUUUGCGAACUGGGCAGGUUUGGUCUCUGAAACCAUGGCCGUUAGAGACCAAUUUCACUUUUGGGUUGAACCCAAACGGGACGAUCAAGAACCAAUUGGCGAUACUGUGGAACGGACGGGUGUAUUGGAGAAGUGGGGUGGGGCUGAAUCCGGUAUUCUGGGAUUAUAACUUCAGGUAUGUCUCAAGUAAUAAUGGAGAAGACAGGUACAUGGUUUACAAAGCGAGGGAUGGUAUUGCUUAUCCUAGGAUCACCAUUACUAGCCCUGGCAUUCUUAGUGGUCAUGAUCGCACCGCAUUCGUGGGGUGUGACUGGAAAUUUGAGAACGGUGGUGGAUGUUUUGCUGGUGAUGAUACGCCCAUUUGCGGUACUCCCGGUACAAGGAUGUGGCCGUCCAGCUACGACUAUCCGGCAGUACAAGCCUACAAAGAAUGGCCGGACAGCCAUGGCAGAGUGGGUGGUCAAUGUCGGCAGAACUGCACCGAAGACUGCACUUGCUUAGUUUAUGCCAAGCAGAAUCGGGAUGGGUCUGGGUGCCAGAUGAGAAUGAUAGUGAACUACUCAUUGCCUGAUUCCACAGGUGGAAGGGCGCGACAACGGCAGCUUUGGUUAAUCAUAUCAGGAGUAAUUACAUCCACAGUCUUGUUUAUCUUCUUGUUAGUGUACCUGAGCUGGAAACGGAGAAAUCAUUUAGCUGUGGUCAUAAGCCUUGCAUUGAGAAGUACCGUCCGUGAACUCUGGAAGCGUUGUCGAUCUUUGUUGGUGAUAUGCAAGGAAUUUGUCCUGCUUCUGCUAUCUAAGAAAACUGCAGAUUCGGAACAAGUGAUAUUACUACAUGAGCUAGGGGUGGUGGGUGAUGCAAACUUUGAUCUUAAUGGCCAGGGAAAUGUAAAUAAUGAUUUUCAUUUAUUCAGUUUCAAGCACAUAGCUUCUGCCACAAGCAACUUCAACCCUUCUAAUAAGCUUGGGCAGGGUGGUUUUGGACCCGUUUACAAGGGGAAGCUACCAAGUGGGCUAGAAGUAGCUAUAAAGAGACUCUCAACAAGUUCAAGGCAAGGGCUAAUUGAAUUCAAGAAUGAAGUAAGACUGAUUGCUAAACUGCAGCACGACAAUCUGGUCAGGCUAGUUGGGUGCUGCAUCGAGAAUGGAGAGAAGAUCCUGGUCUAUGAAUAUCUGCCCAACAAAAGCCUUGAUUUCUCACUCUUCGCUCCCAGGGACCAAAAUGCACUGGAUUGGAAGAAAAGGUUAGACAUUAUUCAAGGGAUAGCUCAAGGACUUCUUUACCUCCACAAAUAUUCGAGGCUGAAGAUUGUCCACAGAGAUCUGAAGGCUAGCAACAUCUUGCUCGACAGUGAGAUGAACCCGAAAAUAUCGGAUUUCGGGUUGGCCAAGAUAUUCCAUCCCAACGAAUCGAGAGCAAUCACUGCACGAGUUGCUGGAACUUUUGGCUACAUGUCUCCUGAGUAUGCUAUGGAGGGAGUUUUCUCUACCAAGUCAGAUGUGUUCAGCUUUGGAGUUCUGUUGCUGGAAAUCGUGAGCGGCAAGAGGAACAAUCACUUCCACGAUGAAGAAGGCCCCAGCAGUCUUCUGGCAUGGGCUUGGGAGCUAUGGAGAGAAGGAAGAGGAUUAGAACUGGUGGAUCCAGCCAUGGACGACGGCAUGUGCCAGAAUGAAGCAGUGAAGUGCAUUCAGAUUGGUCUGCUAUGCACGCAAGAGAAUCCAAGGGAUAGACCCUCCAUGUUGGAAGUCGCCUCCAUGAUCUACAACAAUGAUUCAUCCCAGUUGCCGUCCCCAAAUCGGCCAGCAUUUUAUUACAGAUUGCAGGAGGCUACUGAGAUUAUUGAAGAGCAGGAGGAGAAUUGGACAGUGAACCAGGUUACCAUCACCGAAAUGAACGCCAGGUGAUCGUGCAUCUCGUGGAGCCUUUUAGGACUAGAAAAAAGCUUUUUUCGACUGUAUAAUUGUCAGCAAAAGGAACAACAUUGUCGCCAGCCUUGUAGCCUACGCCUUGGUUGCUCUCAAGAACUUGUUGUUGGUCAUGAAGCUCUCUCUAUAUAUGCUGAGAUUUUUAUUAAUAGGAAACAGUUAUUCGAGAACGGGGAAUUCGGUGCUGCAUUUUCUGGCAGUGAUAUGGGUGCUAUUCACGGUUAAGAUGGAAAUGGAAUUACACUGAAUAGAAGGAACAUUAACUGAUUAAGAAG